This is a messenger RNA of Meleagris gallopavo (turkey), 885 nucleotides long. Lineage: Eukaryota; Metazoa; Chordata; Aves; Galliformes; Phasianidae. The record is from RefSeq and is a predicted model, not a curated record.
UCUGUGCAUAUCAAAAUGCUUCUAGUACUUACGGUAUCUGACUUUCAAUGUUCACAGCAACUAGAAGAAAAAAGUGAGGAUGAAGAGGAUAAGGAGUGCUUGAAGCAAGCAAUAACAGCCCUUCUGAAUCUUCAAAGCAGUAUGGAACGGAUAUGCUCCAAAAGUCUUGCAAAACGAAGGCUUAGUGAAUCUGCGUGCCGAUUCUAUACUCAGCAGAUGAAGGGGAAACAGCUGGCAAUUAAGAAAAUGAAUGAAAUCCAGAAAAAUAUCGAUGGCUGGGAGGGUAAGGACAUCGGACAAUGCUGUAAUGAGUUCAUCAUGGAAGGGACGCUCACGCGCGUUGGAGCAAAACAUGAGAGACACAUAUUUCUAUUUGAUGGCUUGAUGAUUUGCUGUAAGUCAAAUCAUGGCCAGCCAAGGCUUCCUGGUGCUAGCAAUGCAGAAUAUCGUCUAAAAGAAAAGUUCUUCAUGCGAAAGGUACAAAUCAAUGAUAAAGACGACACUAAUGAGUACAGACAUGCUUUUGAAAUCAUCUUAAAAGAUGAGAACAGUGUUAUUUUUGCUGCUAAAUCAGCUGAAGAGAAAAAUAACUGGAUGGCAGCAUUGAUAUCUUUGCAAUAUAGAAGCACGCUGGAAAGGAUGUUGGACGUAACGAUGCUGCAAGAAGAAAAAGAGGAGCAGAUGAGAUUUCCAAAUCCUGAGCUUUACAGGUUUGCAGAACCUGACUCAGAGGAGAAUAUUGUGUUUGAAGAAAACAUGCAACCCAAAUCUGGAAUCCCCAUCAUCAAAGCAGGAACUGUUGUCAAACUUAUUGAGAGGCUGACUUACCACAUGUAUGCAGGUGAGGCACUUCAUAAUCGGAACAGGUGAUGAUUAGUUUAUGCU